Messenger RNA from Mangifera indica (mango), 2910 nucleotides. RefSeq names its product cell division control protein 48 homolog C-like. Gene Ontology annotation, molecular function: RNA binding; ATP hydrolysis activity; ATP binding. Gene Ontology annotation, biological process: ribosome biogenesis. The transcript has 10 exons. Gene Ontology annotation, cellular component: nucleus. Bases 168 to 2561 code for a protein of 797 amino acids. The record is from RefSeq and is a predicted model, not a curated record. Lineage: Eukaryota; Viridiplantae; Streptophyta; Magnoliopsida; Sapindales; Anacardiaceae.
UCGUACUCGGUGAAUCACUUCAUCGUCUGUUAAACCCUAAAUUCAAGCUUGGUUGCAUUGGCGUUUUGAAGAAAACUAGCGGGAAAAUUCUUCAUCCUUUGAAGCUUGAUAGCUUUAUUUUCUAUUACAGAGAUUGAACCAAUCAAAUUCGAAAACGAAAGAGAUAUAUGGGGAGAAGAACAGGAGGCCGAAGUUUCAACGCCGCCAUUCUCCUCCGCCGUGUGGAAUCAUGCAAAAAGACUUACUCAACGAUCGAUCAAGUUGUCCGUGAUCUCCGUUCAAUUUAUCCUGAUUAUUCACGGCUACCGGAGGCAUCUUUCAGAAAAUUCGUACACGAUAAUCUAGAUUCUUCUCGCCUAAGAUUGAAUAACAGUUCAACCUCGAAAGCCGCCAUUGCGGCUUCAGCUUCACCGAAAACGAAUCAAAGGAGAAGAAUUGACGGUGACGAAGAGAGAUUACACCGGUUGGAGAAUCAGCAUGUUAAACGAAGGAGAAUGAGUGAUACAUCAUUGUCUGCGUCGAGUUCGGAGUCCAAUUCGGAGUCAGAUGAUGAGGAUGAAGAAGAUGGGGCGGUUUCAACUUCGGAAGAAGCUAUUUUUGGAGAGAAAGUUGAGCCAGAGUUUGAUUUAAUGAAGGCUAUGUUACGACAUACAUACUCAAGUAAUUCGAAGUCAAAGAAUGAAGAGAAGAUUGUAGAGAUUGAAGAUAGUGACAGGAAGGUUGAGCUAAUUGAUCUAAGUAAGAAAGGGUUAGAGGCUGAGAUGAAGAAAGGAGUGGGUUCGGGUAGUGGGGCUGUGAAGGAGAAAGAGGGGCCAAGGUUUAGGGACUUGGGAGGGAUGGAGAGUGUGCUGGAGGAGUUGAAGAUGGAGGUGAUCGUACCCUUGUAUCAUCCACAGCUGCCGCGGUGGCUGGGAGUGAGGCCAAUGGCAGGGAUUUUGUUGCACGGUCCACCUGGAUGUGGAAAGACCAAGUUGGCUCAUGCAAUUGCCAAUGAAACUGGUGUUCCUUUUUAUAAGAUUUCGGCUACUGAAGUUGUGUCUGGUGUAUCUGGUGCUUCUGAAGAAAAUAUCCGAGAGCUUUUCUCUAAGGCAUACAGGACUGCACCAUCAAUUGUAUUUAUUGAUGAGAUUGAUGCAAUUGCUUCAAAAAGAGAGAAUCUGCAGAGGGAGAUGGAGAGACGGAUUGUGACUCAACUAAUGACUUGCAUGGAUGAAUCUCAUAGACUUGUACAACCAAGUGAUGAGAAUUCUAACUCAGAUAAGUCUGAUUCAAGACCUGGUUAUGUUCUUGUAAUUGGAGCUACUAACAGACCAGAUGCUGUUGAUCCUGCCCUAAGGAGGCCUGGAAGAUUUGAUCGUGAGAUUGUUCUAGGUGUUCCAGAUGAAACUGCAAGGAUACAGAUACUUUCUGUGCUUACCCGAAAUCUAAGAUUAGAGGGUUCUUUUGAUCUUGUAAAAAUAGCCAGGUCUACCCCAGGGUUUGUCGGAGCUGAUCUGGCUGCCCUUGCCAACAAGGCUGGAAACCUUGCCAUGAAAAGAAUCAUAGACCAAAGAAAGUCUGAGCUCUCUAAGGAUUCUAUAUCUGAGGAACAUACUGAUGAGUGGUGGAGGCAACCAUGGUUGCCUGAAGAGAUGGAGAGACUUACAAUAACCAUGUCUGAUUUUGAGGAAGCAACUAAAAUGGUUCAACCCUCAUCAAGAAGAGAAGGAUUCUCUAGUAUCCCGAAUGUUAAAUGGGAAGAUGUGGGUGGGCUUGAUUUCUUAAGGCAUGAGUUUGACCGCUACAUAGUUAGGCGUGUAAAAUAUCCUGAGGAGUAUGAGGGAUUCGGAGUUGAUCUAGAGACAGGAUUUCUGCUUUAUGGGCCACCAGGUUGCGGUAAAACACUUAUUGCCAAGGCUGUGGCUAAUGAGGCCGGAGCUAAUUUCAUUCACAUUAAGGGCCCUGAGCUCCUCAACAAAUAUGUUGGAGAAAGUGAGUUGGCAGUUCGUACAUUAUUCAGCCGUGCAAGAACUUGUUCACCAUGCGUACUUUUCUUUGAUGAGGUGGAUGCUCUGACAACAAAGCGAGGGAAAGAAGGGGGUUGGGUGGUUGAGCGACUUUUGAAUCAGUUACUUAUAGAGUUAGAUGGAGCAGAGACGCGGCGGGGUGUUUUUGUCAUUGGUGCCACCAAUAGGCCUGAUGUCAUGGAUCAUGCAGUCUUAAGGCCUGGUAGGUUUGGUAAACUUCUCUUCGUCCCUCUGCCCAGCCCAGAUGAGCGUGCAUUGAUCUUAAAAGCUCUUGCAAGGAAGAAGCCUAUAGAUGCCAGUGUGGAUUUGUCUGCCAUUGCACAUACGAAGGCCUGUGAAAAUUUAAGUGGAGCUGAUCUAGCUGCACUGAUGAAUGAAGCUGCAAUGGCUGCAUUGGAAGAGAAAGUAACAACUAGCAGUGGCUCCUCGGAUCUGACUCCAUUCACAAUCAAGAUGACUCAUUUUGAACAAGCGCUAGGUAAAAUCAAACCAUCUGUCUCUGACCAGCAAAUACAGAGAUACCAGAUUUUAUCAGGGAGCUUAAAAGCAGCAUGAAAAGAAAGUUAAUGAUAUCUCCAGAUGAACAAAUUCUUCUCAAUGACUGAAUCGCCCAACAUAUAAGUCAUGGAUAUUACGAUGCUCCUAUAGAAUAUGUUGCUAUGGUAUGUUUUUGUGUUUUAUGAUUGACUGAAUUGCGGGACAAAGAAGCCAUCAAUGAGAAAGAAACUCAAAUACUUCAUCUUCAUGGGAAAAGUUUUUUCAGAAGCUUAGGUUCAGGUUUUUUGUUUGUUUUGGCUUAUUUUUUAGUCCUUGGAGAGAGUUUGGAUUGACAGAAGCAGAGAUCAUGUAACUAGCCAUUUUUACUAAGUUAAUGGAUACAAGUAGUACAUUUUCAUAGUCUUAA